Nycticebus coucang (slow loris) is the source of this 8369-nucleotide messenger RNA. It is a transcript of the gene STRN, whose product is annotated as striatin. The record is from RefSeq and is a predicted model, not a curated record. The transcript is spliced from 18 exons. The coding region runs from base 158 to 2500 and encodes 780 amino acids. Gene Ontology annotation, molecular function: protein phosphatase 2A binding; protein-containing complex binding; calmodulin binding. Lineage: Eukaryota; Metazoa; Chordata; Mammalia; Primates; Lorisidae. Gene Ontology annotation, cellular component: dendrite.
CCGUCACGGGCACGGCCGGCCCCCGCGCCCAGGCGGCUGCUCCCUGCUGACUGGGGUGUGGGCGGGGAGCGGCGGAGGGAGGAGGAGGCAGUGCUGGCCGCCGCCGUUGCCUCCGCUGCUGGGCGCCGGGACAGCUCCCCAGGUUCCUGCAGCCGCCAUGGACGAGCAGGCGGGUCCUGGCGUCUUCUUCAGCAACAACCACCCAGGCGCCGGCGGUGCCAAGGCGCUCGGGCCUCUGGCAGAGGCCGCCGCGGUCGGCGACGGGGCGGCUGCGACGGGGGCGGCCCGAGCCCAGUACAGCCUCCCGGGGAUCCUGCACUUCCUGCAGCACGAGUGGGCCCGCUUCGAGGUGGAGAGAGCCCAGUGGGAGGUGGAGCGGGCGGAGCUGCAGGCACAGAUUGCCUUCCUUCAAGGGGAAAGAAAAGGUCAAGAAAAUUUGAAGAAGGAUCUUGUGAGGAGGAUCAAAAUGUUGGAAUAUGCUCUUAAACAGGAAAGAGCCAAAUACCACAAGUUGAAAUAUGGGACAGAAUUGAAUCAGGGAGAUAUGAAGCCUCCAAGCUAUGAUUCCGAUGAAGGUAAUGAAACCGAGGUGCAACCACCACAAAACAGCCAGUUAAUGUGGAAACAAGGCCGACAACUACUCAGACAGUAUCUACAGGAGGUGGGUUACACAGAUACUAUUCUAGAUGUGAAAUCUAAACGAGUGCGAGCUUUGUUGGGCUUUUCAAGUGAUGCCACUGACAGGGAAGAUGACAAAAAUCAGGACUCAGUUAUAAAUGGCACAGAAGCUGAAGUUAAAGAGACGGCAAUGAUUGGAAAAUCCGAGUUAACAGAUUCUGCCUCCGUGCUGGAUAAUUUCAAAUUCCUUGAAAGUGCAGCUGCAGAUUUCAGUGAUGAUGAUGAAGACGAUGAUGUUGAUGGACGAGAGAAAAGCAUCAUUGAUACUUCCACAAUUGUUAGGAAAAAAGUGUUGCCUGAUAGCAGUGAAGAUCGAGAUACGAAAGAAGCUCUAAAGGAGUUUGACUUCUUGGGUACAUCAGAGGAAGGAGACAAUGAAUCUAGAAGCGCAGGCGAUGGAACAGAUUGGGAGAAGGAAGACCAGUGUCUCAUGCCUGAAGCCUGGAAUGUGGACCAGGGAGUAAUUACCAAACUCAAGGAACAAUACAAAAAGGAGAGAAAAGGGAAAAAGGGGGUCAAGAGACCCAAUAGGUCAAAACUACAAGAUAUGCUUGCUAAUUUGAGAGAUGUUGAUGAACUUCCUUCAUUGCAGCCAUCUGUGGGUUCACCUUCCAGACCCACCAGCUCAAGGCUUCCUGAACAUGAAAUUAAUAGGGCAGAUGAAGUGGAAGCAUUGACAUUUCCUCCUUCUUCUGGAAAGUCAUUUAUCAUGGGAGCAGAUGAAGCCCUUGAAAGUGAACUGGGACUUGGGGAAUUAGCAGGCCUUACAGUGGCCAAUGAAGCAGAUUCGCUAACUUAUGAUAUAGCAAACAAUAAAGAUGCAUUGAGGAAGACAUGGAACCCUAAGUUUACAUUAAGAAGUCACUUUGAUGGCAUCCGAGCCCUUGCUUUUCAUCCUAUUGAGCCUGUUUUGAUUACAGCAUCAGAGGACCACACAUUAAAAAUGUGGAAUUUGCAGAAAACAGCCCCAGCCAAAAAGAGUGCAUCUCUUGACAUAGAGCCUAUCUAUACAUUCAGAGCCCAUAAAGGUCCAGUGCUUUGUGUGGUAAUGAGUAGCAAUGGUGAGAAGUGUUAUAGUGGUGGUACUGAUGGACUGAUCCAGGGCUGGAAUACCACUAAUCCUAACAUCGAUCCCUAUGACUCUUAUGAUCCUUCCGUGUUAAGAGGCCCUCUGCUCGGCCACACAGAUGCAGUCUGGGGUUUGGCUUACAGUGCAGCACAUCAUCGUUUGUUGUCCUGUUCAGCAGAUGGCACUCUGCGUUUAUGGAAUACAACAGAGGUCGCUCCGGCUCUGAGUGUAUUUAAUGAUAAUCAAGAAUUGGGAAUCCCUGCCUCUGUGGAUCUAGUAAGCAGUGACCCAAGCCAUAUGGUAGCAUCAUUCAGCAAAGGAUAUACAAGCAUCUUUAACAUGGAAACCCAACAACGCAUCCUCACUUUAGAAUCAAAUCUAGAUACAUCACCCAGCUCUUCCUGCCAGAUAAAUAGAGUCAUUAGUCAUCCCACCCUUCCUAUCAGCAUCACUGCUCAUGAAGACAGGCAUAUCAAAUUCUAUGAUAACAAUACAGGCAAACUGAUCCACUCGAUGGUAGCCCACCUAGAAGCUGUUACAAGUUUAGCAGUUGACCCUAAUGGUCUCUACUUGAUGUCUGGCAGUCAUGACUGUUCAAUACGUUUAUGGAACCUAGAAAGUAAGACAUGUAUCCAGGAAUUCACAGCUCAUCGGAAAAAGUUUGAAGAAUCAAUUCACGAUGUAGCAUUCCACCCCUCCAAAUGCUAUAUAGCCAGUGCUGGAGCUGACGCACUGGCUAAAGUCUUUGUAUGACACAGUGCAUCUUUACCUUCUAGCUCUUUAUAAAUAAUCAACUGCACAAAAGAGAUACAGAAGACGAGGGCAAGAAUCAACUCGUCCUGCCCUUUUGUUCUGCUGAAGGAGCACAGAGAACAUUUGUUAAAGUAUAGUUUUGCAAUUCAUAAUACUGUUUUCUAAAACUAAAAUUUGUUCAGGUUGCUGCAAGCUCGGCUGUAUCUAUGAGCCUGAAAACCAUUUUAAAUUUUUUCCCAAAUACAUGCUUUUAUUUCUGAGGUUGUUCUAAUUCGCUAGGCAGGCCUGAGCGAAUAUAGGUUUAGCUUGUCCUUUUUGAGCAAGUAGGGCAUGCUACAAGAUAAUUAAAAAGCUCAAUAGCUGGGAAUGAGUAGGGGAAGAGUGGAAACUUAACCUAGUUCUCCUUUAAGAAAUCUUGUUAAACACAUUAGGUAGUCAAAACAGUAAUCUUUAUCAGAGCUGCCACACUAACAACCCCUUUGUGUAUAAUGACUGGCAAUGUUAAAAUGAGUUUUUGAUCUAGCUCUCUUUUCAGCUGUUCACAUAAAGCACCUGACAAAGCAUUUUACCUAUUAGGGGAAAAAAUGCAAUAAUAUGUUAAAUAUAUAAUUAUUAAGAAGUGCAAAACAAAUAUAUAGUUUGCAAGCAGAUUUCUAUAUUGUAUUACACUGUUGAAAAUAGAUUUGGUACCAUUCUAAAGUUUAGCUGUCAAGCACUCACCAUUAUGAAGAACAGUUGAUAGAGUCUGCUUUUACUAAAGGAUUUAACUUAUUCAGGUUUGAAAUUCUGUUUAUUUUUAAGGAUAAACAGGGCAUAUCUCUAUAAUAAUUUCUGUUUUGAAAUUUACUUUAUUCCUGUGAUAUUUAUAGUACCAGAGUGACUAUUUCAUAUUGAUGAAAUCUUACCUUUUGGUGACUGAGAAGAUGGAAGUUACUUGUUAGUACUCAUUUAUUAACACCCACAUAACCAUGCUUCAGAUAAUCUCUGCCUUUUCUUUUUUUCUCUCACUUGUUAUCUGACACCUACCAAAAAUAGUUCAUAAUUAUUGUUUUAGCAGGCCAAAGAGUAUGGUUAACCUCAGGCAGCUGCUUUUGCAGAAGUACUAAUUAAAGCAUAUAUUUUGUACCCCCGAAGGCCCCCAUCUAUAUAUAAGAACAACCUCCCAGAAACCUGGAUAGAAGAGUUAAGUGGCUGAUUGUUGGCUAAAAAGUUGUUUCUCUUUCCCUUAUCCCUCCCCCACUGUUUAAUUGGAUACACCUGUCUUAAUGGACAGUGAAUCUGUAUUGUUUCUGUGGAAAACCAUAUCUUAAAAGGCUGGGCUUCCCCAAGCCCACCUUACCUGUGAUCUACAUGUGGUCAACUUUGGGGAUUCCCAGACCCCACUGUCUAGACCUAGUCCCUGUUGUACAGACCUAUCCCUAUAGCUGUCGCUCCUCUCUUAUACUAUUUCCUGUUUGCUCCAAAUGACAGAGACCAGUCUAGAAAUUAUAAAUAAAUUAUUAAUGUGUACCUUUUCACCAAAAUGUAUAUACACAAUAGGCUCUCAAAUUUUUAAAAAGCUUAUAUCAAUAAAUAUUUAGGCCUAUGAAAAUAAUUCUUACAUUCCUGUUCCCACAUAUUCCAUUAUCACAGCAGUGAGACUUCUGAUGAUAUGUAUGUCUGCUCCUUAAAAAAGUAUUCUAGUGGUGGUGUGGAUAAUAAUUGAAAUAUUUUUCUUUAAAAUUUCUGUUUUGCCUCUAGAAUUCUGCAAUGUACGGGCAAAUUUUCUUUAAAGAUAAAAAUCCAAGCUAAAUUUGUCUGCUUGUUAUAAGAUAUGCUGUAGUGGGCGGCGCCUGUGGCUCAGUCGGUAGGGUGGCGGCCCCAAACCCGCCCUGGCCAAACUGCAACCAAAAAAUAGCCGGGUGUUGUGGCGGGUGCCUGUAGUCCCAGCUACUCAGGAGGCUGAGGCAAGAGAAUCGCUUAAGCCCAGGAGUUGGAGGUUGCUGUGAGCUGUGUGAGGCCACCGCACUCUACCGAGGGCCAUAAAGUGAGACUCUGCCUCUACAAAAAAAAAAAAAAAGAUAUGCUGUAGUAUUUUAACAGAGCUACCUUUUCAUUUCAUCUUUGUGCUUUAGCUAACACGCAGACUUAAGAGACUCAUUUUUAUGCUCAAAUGAAUUGACUUAGACAUAAGCUGCCAGGUGAAUGUUUAUAUUUUCAUGGAGAUAUGGAAUUCCACAUUGUAUUCAGUAAAUUUCUUUUGGUUCUUCACAGAGCAAAGAAAGGGUGUUGCUAACCUAACAUUUAGAGAAGGAUACUGGAAAAUUCUAAUUAGGUGCCCUUUACUUUUUAUAUUUAUGAUGGACAACCACAAAGCUAUUGAUUUUUCUACCAGUUAAUUGCUUUAAUUAAUUUCCAAGAUCUUCAGUGCCUACUUUAUACUAAUGUCACUGAAAUUCUGAAGACCAAGACAGUCUCUUCCCCUGUUGAUUUUAUUUUUUAUGGCUGAAAUUUUUCUGUUCAUGAAUGGGAAAUAACCAUGAGAUAUAUAGACUGUAGUGCAAAUGAUGGAACUGUUAAAAGUUUCUUAGAAAGCCCAUGCUAUGCCAUUAGAGACUGUAUACAGUGAGUUUCUUCUUCACUAGCACUGUAUGAUGUCAGCCUAGAAAUGAGCCAAAGCUGUCUUCCAACUAGAUAGUAGCAUAUAUAUGUGUCUCAUUUUCCCCUAGCCUAUUGAAAAUUUAGUGAAAAUUCCCAAAAUGAACAAAUUCAGUAUUCAAGCAGCCUUGAAUUGUUGUCAGAGUGCUUGAUUUGUAAAUAUUGUGGAUGAAAAGUAUUAGAAUAGUAUGAAAAUCAGCAGGGGGUACAAGUCCCUGCCUUAUUUUCAUAUGCUGUGGCUACAUCUCUGGGAGCUUGCAGCACCCUUCUCAAAACUCAGCUGUCAUAUGGAGCCCAUUUGCUACUCAAACCAUAGACAGAUACUUAACGUAUGUGAUAUAAUGACCUUCAGUAUUUUUCUAUUGAACAAGUUUAGCAAUUUUUGCCAUUAAACAGAUACUUAGUUAUGCAAAGUAUUUAGCUUUUAUAAUCAUUUUAGUUAUGACUAGAAGGGGAGAAAUUGAGCUGUAUCACUGAUAAUGAACUUUGUGAGAAACUUUGUUUAUCUGAUUUUCAUUCCUUCAGUAUUGCUAUAAAUUUCUUUUGGAGAUAAUGAUGAAGAUUUAUUUGAAAAUGUCUAAAAUCUAUGUAUAUUUUAUAAAUAUAUAUUAUAUAUAUUGUAAAAAUAUAUAUAAUAUAUAUAGACUAUAUAUAUAUAUAUAUAUAAAAAAUACCAUAGGUGCAUUUUACUGUUUUGUAUUUUCAUUUUUGGAGGUAGCAUAUACAGCAAAUGAUGAGUAUGGCGAGUGUUGUGCUGUUUGCUUUUGCAGUAUAAUAUAUAGUUCUAAAUGUUUAAAUUACUGUACAUACUAUAUUCAUUAUAGGCUAGCAUGCUUGUUUCAAAGACUGUCAUUAGUUUAUUAAAAUCUGAAUGUAAGAAAACCUGGCUAUUCAAAUGUGAAUUGAAAAAUACUCCAUUCUCAGUACUGAACUAUUUCCAAUGAACAUUCAGGCUUUUUAAGAGAAUAAAUAUCACUGAGAAGGCAAUAGCUAGAAAAUGAGAGGUGCCUUUAAAAAAUAUAAUGCAGCCUUACAGUGAGGAUGAGAUUGAGUUGGGGUGGAAGGGGGACAGUGAGAGAGAGAGAGUGUGUGUACCCGCAUGCGCCUGCCCAUGCGUGUGUAUGUGUAUUUACCAAUCUGUGAAGGUCCUGAUUUGUGACCAUCAAUGUCUUUCUAAUGUAUCUGCUCAACUUCUAGGACUUCAGGGGACAUUUCAUGCACUGUCUUUAUGCUCUUCUGAGUAUCACACAUGAUUUCCAAGAAUGUUGAAUGUGAAUUCCUAGAAAUUUCAGUAGAGACAAAAUAGCUAUUCUUUUAUUAUGGUCAAGUUCAGGUAAAAGAAAAAAUUAUUUGUUCACCAAAAUUAUGGGAUCUCCUUAACAUUGGCUAAGUAAAUAUAAUUUUUUAAAGGCUCACUUUUUUAGUACUUCAUAUGUUUUCCCCUUACAUAAGAGCAUAUUAUGAUAUUCUUAUGUGACAAGAUUCAUCUAGUAAAAAUUAUUUUUAGAUUACACAUCUGAACUUAAAAUUCCACCUAAGAAUAGUCAUAAAGUAUUUAAAUGGCAUCUCUCAUAUCUACCUCUUUGUCACUGCUGCCAUAUUAACUAAAGCAAAUCUUUAUGACAUCUGAAAUGAUGGUUAGAUGCAAUUUAAAAAUUCGUGUUGGUGCUUUUCUCAGGCCUUGUCAUUUAAGUUAUAUUAAGAUGUCACAAAUCAGAUUGAAAAGCUUAGAAUUAAUUUUGAUUUUAUUCUGAAAAAACUGCUUAAAAUCAUCAAUGUUGUUAGUGAGUGGAGAUAGUUAAUUUCUGGUAAGUGUGUAUCUCUGUGAUGUUUUUAACCAAGAGCCAAAUUAUUAUUGAAUUUACAUGGAAAAAAGUUCUAAGUAUAAUUUUAUUCAGCUUACUUUAUUCUUUGAAAGCUAUUUCAAGACUAUUAAAUACAUCAUCAUUCAUUGUAUUUACUCAGAAGUUGCCUCCAUUAUUAUGUUACUUGUUUAGUUAUUUAUAUAAUUACAGAAGUAAGUGUUUGACACUGGGAUUCAGGUUGUACAAGAGUCGUAGAUGACAAAAAUAUUUUUGUGUAAUGUAUCAAUUCCUGAAGUUCAUUUUAUGGGGAGGUGCAGAAGAGUAACAUAUCUGUAUUGAAAACAAAGAUCCGGUCAUUGGUAAGGGAUUUGAAUUCUUUUUACUUUUGCCACUUAAAAGCUUUUUAUUUGGCCAUAUCCAUCAUCCAGCUGGAUCUUUAUGUCACUGUAAAUCUCUUAUACUGACAGAGGUAAGUUGACAAGAGUAUUUAACAGAUCCUUUAUAUAAGUUUCUGUUUAGUUUUUUAAAUCUAGAAGGAGCAAAUGUUAGGCCAGAGAUCCCUAGAUCCCAGUCAUUUAUUCUAGCAUUAUUCCUGAAGUGGUGCUUAGGGGUCAAAAUUUUCUGGAUCUUUGCUAGUCAAGCUUUAGAUUUGAUUUAACUGGGACCACAAUUUAACAUGCUUGUCAUCCCUCUGAUGCAAAUUUUGGAACUUCAUUUUAAUUUAGAUUAACUCCAGUGUCUGCCUGGGUUUUUAACAGGCUGUGAACCAGUGAGUGCCUUGUUGAUGUAGAAUGAUUUUUUUCCCUGGUUGUGUGUUAGCUCCUCUCUGAAAAUGUCUCAGAGAAUGUAUUUUAAUUUAGUAGAGAGCUGCUAAAUUUGGUAUUAUCAGUAAUCAGAAAGUCUUAGUUCUACCAUAUUAUCACUGUCCCUGCAGUUCUCCUCAUUGUUUGGCUGAGGUUUGCCUCUUGUGAGAAAACAAAUACCUUUCUCCACACACUUUUUGUGAUCCAAAUUAAGAAGUACCCCUAAUUCCCACCCCACUCAACUGUAUGAUCUAAUUCCGGUUUUUAGGAGAAACCACUUAUUUGUAAUAUUUAAAUGUACUGGUUAUUUUAUGGCUUCUCAACUUCAGUUUCCUAGAGCUGACCUUAGGGUAUCAUCAGUGUUCAGAUUCCUAAAUCACCCUUUGUCUUCACACUCAACUCCCCAACUGGUAAGCCCUAGGCCAGAUUUGUUUGAUCUUCAGGUAUUUCAAAUUUUAGUUAUAAUAUCAAUUAAUGUAAAUUAAUCCAGAUGCUAAUUUUUGUGGUGCAAGAAAUUUCUUUUGUAAAUUCAGGGUAUGGAUAAGCUAAUUAAGAUACCCAUUUUCGGUGGCUCUAAGUGUAUUAUUUGUUUUUAAAUAAAGUGUAUAAAUACAAAUGAUGUGC